GGCAGCUCCCUCAGAGGGAGACAAGGGGACCCACAGUCCACCCUGUUCACUCCCAGUACAUGUCAAAGUUGACUUUUCCUCACCUGGUUUGUCUGUAAAUGUGACUGGUCGUUUUAUUUCCACCUUUCUGCGUAAAGAAAAGCUGAUUUUUAAGACUUUCUUGGAGCAGCUGCUGCGUUCAAGGAGCUUCCAGCGUCUCUCCGGUCUCUGUCACCAUGGGGAUCAAAGCGGCUCUGCCCAGAUAUGAGAUCUACUUCUACAACACGGUGCUGUGUGUGGCCAUGUUCUGGGCUGCCAGCUGGAUCUUUGAGCUGUCCAGCAUCAAUGCAAACAGAAAGACCUUCAAAGGCAGCGUGAAGCCAGGAUGGUACUACUUCGGGAGGAAAAUGGACACAGCUGAUUUUGAGUGGAUGAUGUGGUUCUCCACCUUCAGAGACCACAUCCUGUUUGCUCUCUCUGGUCACGUGCUGUUCGCUAAGAUCUGCACCAUGCUGGCUCCACAGUACAGGUCCUUGGUGUACCUGGUGUACGGGCUGCUGGCUGUGUGGACCAGCAUGGGCUGGACCUAUGUCACCCUCAUGCUGUCUCACUGUAUCCUGCUCUACAGCAUCUCCUUAGUGAAGAUACGCUGGCUUUGCUUCGUCACUGGUCUCUGCACCCUGGCUUCCUUCAAGUGUGAGCCCUUCGUGUCCUGGCAGGCCGGUUUUGUGGAUGGGGACUUUGAGCUGCGUCAUAUUCUCUUCUAUGGAGGUUGUGGCUUCACCAUAAUGCGCUGUAUGAGCUUUGCUCUGGAGAACUGUGAGAGGAAAGAAGGGAACUACAACAUCAUCGAGCUGCUCAAGUACAACUUCUACCUCCCAUUCUUCUACUUUGGGCCCAUCAUGACUUUUGACAAGUUUCAUGUUCAAGCCAACAAGUCUGACCUGACCAGGAAAGAGCGGGAGAUGUGGAACAUCAACAUGCAGGGCCUGAUUUACCUGGGAGUCAUCUUUGUGGUGGACGUCCUCUUUCAUUUCAUGUACAUCCUCACCAUCCCCACAGACAUGAAGCUGCUGAAGCACGUCUCAGACUGGGCUGUCGUGGGCCUGGCUUACUUUAACCUGGUGUAUGACUGGGUGAAAGCAGCCGUCAUGUUUGGAGUCAUCAACACUGUGUCCAGACUGGAUCACCUGGACCCUCCAAAGCCCCCCAAGUGCAUCACCAUGCUCUAUGUGUUUGCUGAAACACAUUUCGACAGAGGGAUCAACGAGUGGCUGUGCAAGUAUGUGUAUGAUUACCUGGGUGGAAAACACCAGAAUGUGGUGGAGGAGCUGGUGGCGACGCUGUGCACCUUCGGCGUCACCAUCCUGUGGCUGGGACCCUGCGAGGCCGUGCUCAUCUGGGCUUUCUUCAACUGUUUCGGCCUCAACUUUGAGCUCUGGGCAGCCAAGUUCUUCUCCAUGGAGCCCUUUGCUUCCUUUGAGAUGACGAUAUCUGAAGCAAUGUCCCGCCGAAUCAGAGCCGUGUUUAAUACUUUCAACUUCUGGUGCAUCGUACUGUACAACAUCCUGGCUUUGAACAGUCUGGACUUUGCCAAGUUGGUUGCUAAACGUCUGCUUCUCAAAGGCUUCCCUAUAACCACCAUCAUCGUCAUGUUUGUCACCUACUGCCUGAUUCAAGUGAUCAAGGAGAGAGAGAGGAGGCAGGCCCUCAUAGAUGAUCCCGAUCCUCUUCCUCCUCCUCCACCUCCAACCGCUGCCACCAGCCCGCCCGGUGCUGCGGUCGCACCUGCUGUUGCUCAGCCUGCUGCUGACCCCAGCAAGGAGAAGUCUGAGUAGAUCCUCAAUGAGAGCUUCGAGGAUUUAAACAGACACUCGUGUUACCUCCUGUCCAGAUCUCUGAACGUGUUCAUGAUGUAGAAACAGUGUUAGCAUGACGUGUGUAUGAACGUUAGACCGACUGUGCCCCGGUCAUCACUGAAGUCGAAACAUUAGAGAGCUCUAAAGUUUCAAAUCAAAGCAACAAUAAACUGAAAACAUGUGA
Messenger RNA from Notolabrus celidotus (New Zealand spotty), 2022 nucleotides. RefSeq names its product hedgehog acyltransferase like, b (gene hhatlb). Gene Ontology annotation, cellular component: endoplasmic reticulum. Gene Ontology annotation, biological process: negative regulation of N-terminal protein palmitoylation. The record is from RefSeq and is a predicted model, not a curated record. NCBI's taxonomy places the organism in Eukaryota, Metazoa, Chordata, Actinopteri, Labriformes, Labridae. Gene Ontology annotation, molecular function: acyltransferase activity. The coding region runs from base 216 to 1817 and encodes 533 amino acids. The transcript has 12 exons.